CCCUUGUGCUACACAAAUUGAAUACGCAGUGAGGACUCAUGGAGGCCGAGUUCUCCGUCGAAAGCGUUGAGGAUCAACACGAAGCCAACACGCCUCAAAACGCCCACAGCGAACAAAGAUGCAGCGACGUUCCGACUACCUCAACGCUCAAGUUGCCAGCGUCUACUCGCUGUAUGGUCAUUAUACCUGAACUCCGGCGGAAGAUUUUUCAGCUGGUCCGUGACACUCCUGUGGAGUUUUGGGAUAUUAAGACACUCCUGGCACUUGCCUUGACGUGCAAGUCAUUCAGUGGGGUUGCACUAGACCUUUUGUGGCAAAACCUGGAUGGCUUUGAACCACUUAUCAGAUGUCUCCCGCAAAGCCUAUGGGAAUGGGAGGGACGAAAAUUGGUAUUUCGAAGAACCAUGACCUUCGACGACUGGUCUAUCUUUUGCAAAUACAACCAUCGUGUCCGUUCAUUCAGAACAAAUUGCAUUCUAACGGUCGCCGGUACCGAAUUUUGGCGUGCCCUUAGCUGUGCUCCCUUCCCCCUUCCCUUGCUCCCCAACUUGAUGUCUCUUACGUGGGAUCUGCUUGCCACUGAUAUAUUUAUGUAUAUCUGGUUGUUUGUCACUCCGAAAUUAGCGAGGCUCGAUAUCACCACCCGCAUCUUUGGUCCAUCCGAACACUCCGUCUUGUCAUGUAUCUCGAUGAUGUGCCCCUCUGUCUCGCAUUUCAGCUUUUCUUCGUCCGCAGAUUCAGAAGACACAUCAACUGCAUUGCAAUGUUGGUCUCGCCUAACAUCGGUGACCACUAGAAGAGUUUCGGAGGCGGCCAUACUCCACUUGUUCAAGUUGCCUUCACUCCGAGUUCUGAAGUUUCAUCUACCACCAAUUCCUAUGUCUGUGGAUACCAAAAAGCUCCUGCAGGGCUCUAUGCUCUGUGCAUUGCAAGAACUGACUGUAGUAUGCAGCAGUCUGGUGCUCGUAGAUGCUUUUUUCGAGAGCCUCUUCAUCGCUCCAAAAUUAAUAUGCUUCCAUACCAUUGGGUGGGUGGAUUCUGCCCGAGGCUUGCCGGCUUCGAUUUCCCGUGUAUCUGAUACAUGUGCGCACAACUCACUGGAGCAGAUACAAAUCUUCAUCACCGAUCGGCUUACUGAUCACAAGACUUCAAUCAGACUGGCAGUGUUUAAACCGCUCUUUGCAUUUCGCAAGCUCGACUUCGAAGCGUACCACCACUAUGUUGUACGAUGGGACGAUUCUGUCCUUUUGCAGAUGGCUAGGGCCUGGCCCCUCCUGGAAGAGCUACACUUCAUCAAACAUGGCCAUUCGAGUCACGGAAUCACUCCAAAUGCCUUCAUUUCGUUGUUGCAACAUUGUCCCCGUUUAGUCUCGGUUGCCGUUAUCAUGAAUUGGUCCACAAUAGACGGAUGUGAGAUCUCUCCUGAUGUUCCGUACCAAGGAUUUGCACACAAGGCGCUGUCUUGAGCAUUCUUUGGCAGUCCAAGAAUUCACCAUCCGACAAGGAUUGCUGCCUUUAUUUCAGCCGUCGCGCCCAGAGUGGGAUUAGUUGCUUCAUGGAUUCAAGGAUCUAGGGACCACCCAAACUUUGAAAAAUACUCUAUCAGGUGGAAAGUCGUCCAGGAUUUUGUCAAGUCUUUCUCUAUGGUCCGCGAGCAGGGGAGGAGAUUGAUGCUGGUUGCAG
Suillus subalutaceus is the source of this 1683-nucleotide messenger RNA. RefSeq lists its product as uncharacterized. NCBI's taxonomy places the organism in Eukaryota, Fungi, Basidiomycota, Agaricomycetes, Boletales, Suillaceae. The record is from RefSeq and is a predicted model, not a curated record. The transcript has 2 exons. Bases 39 to 1466 code for a protein of 475 amino acids.